AUGUCUCAUACCCUGCAGAGACCGGAUGCGCUCUUCUCGUUCUUGCGUACCGUUCUUCCGGACCAAGUGCCCGAGCAGCGGCCCCUCCGAGGGAGAGUCGAAUAUCAUGGGAUUCGCACCGCCGAAGACUUCAUCGCAAGCGUGCAAGCAGGUCUCAGGAAGGCGCCCAUGGCAUUUCGUUUGUCGCCACAUGUGUUGAGUAUCAUCGAUUGGCAAGACCCGCUGAAUGACCCUGUUCGCCGGCAAUUCAUUCCCCUAGAUUCGUCCAUCAAUGUGAAUCACCCGGCGACUUCGCUGGACCCGCUGCAAGAGACGAACAGUUCGCCUGUGUCGGGUCUCGUCCACCGGUAUCACAACAAAGCCCUCUUCCUGACAACAUCUACAUGCCCCGUCUAUUGCCGCUUCUGCACACGCUCGUACUCCAUCGGCACAGAGACAGACACUGUCAAGAAAAUGCGCUUCUUACCCGUCGUGAAGAAAUGGGAACCCCGGUUUCAGUACAUAGAGGCGAACCCUCACCUCGUUGAUAUUGUCCUGUCGGGCGGUGACUCUUAUCUGCUCGAGCCCGAGAUUGUUCGCUACCUGGGCGAGCGUCUGCUGGCGAUUCCGCACAUCCGCCGACUCCGGUUCGCCACGAAAGGUCUGGCCGUCUCUCCGAGCCGCAUGCUCGACCCCACGGACUCAUGGAUGUCCACCGUCAUCGAACUUUCAAAGCGGGCGAGGAGCCUCGGAAAGCACGUGUGCAUCCACACUCAUUUCAACAAUCGACAGGAGAUCACAUGGAUCACGCGGGCAGGCGCGCGGCGGCUGUAUGAAGAGGGUGUGACUGUGCGGAAUCAGUCGGUGCUGCUCCACGGGGUGAACAAUAGCAUCGAGGAACUCUCGACGCUGGUACACGAGUUGACAGAGAUCAACAUCGAGCCGUACUACGUCUACCAAGGCGACAUGAUCCCCGGCGCCGAGGACCUGCGCACGCCACUGAGCGACUCACUCGAGCUGGAGCUGCAGCUGCGCGACCAGACCGCGGGCUUUCUGCUGCCGCGGUUCGUCACAGACGUGCCGGUGGCCGGCAAGCGGCCAUCGCUUUCUGCGCAGAACUACGAUCGCGUCAGGGGAACAGCGCAGUUUGUCAGCCCGAAGCUCACCGACGGGCCAUACUCGUACUGGGACCCGUUGUGGAGCUUGUCGGAGGAGGGCCGGGAGCAGGUCAAGGAGUAUUUCGCGGGCAGUGGGAAGAGCGGGUCUACGUGA
Dissoconium aciculare CBS 342.82 is the source of this 1251-nucleotide messenger RNA. RefSeq names its product L-lysine 2,3-aminomutase. Bases 1 to 1251 code for a protein of 416 amino acids. The record is from RefSeq and is a predicted model, not a curated record. The transcript is spliced from 3 exons. Gene Ontology annotation, molecular function: iron-sulfur cluster binding; catalytic activity. NCBI's taxonomy places the organism in Eukaryota, Fungi, Ascomycota, Dothideomycetes, Mycosphaerellales, Dissoconiaceae.